Molecule: messenger RNA, 1028 nt
Organism: Spodoptera litura
Lineage: Eukaryota; Metazoa; Arthropoda; Insecta; Lepidoptera; Noctuidae
Gene: Vkor
Product: Vitamin-K epoxide reductase
Biological process (GO): vitamin K metabolic process; peptidyl-glutamic acid carboxylation
Molecular function (GO): vitamin-K-epoxide reductase (warfarin-sensitive) activity
Source: RefSeq, a predicted model, not a curated record
GUGUAUUGGUAGUUAAAUAUACAAUGAAUGAUUCAAGAAUUAAUGUAAAAUCAUCAAUAUUGUUUGUUUCGUGUUUAUUUUAACAAGUUUUUUAGAUGGAUUUAGUGUAGUUUGUGGGAAAUGUUUACAUGAGAAGUCUAAAAGUCCAUUUUACUUUCGAAGCGUUAAUAGUUCAACAAUGAAGCCGAAAUCCUUGGAUCGUGCCAUCGCGCUGACCAGCAUCGUUGGGAUCCUGCUCUCGACUUACGCCUUGUACGUGGAGAUGGCAAUAGAGACACAUCCUGGAUACAAAGCAGCGUGUGACAUCGCGGAGUUCGCGAGCUGCUCACGAGUUCUUUCGUCUGACUUUUCCAAAGGGUUUGGUUUAUUAGCUGAAGAGUCCACGCUGAAGAUUCCGAACUGCAUUUAUGGAACGAUCUUCUACUGCCUCAUAAUAUUUUUAUCAACAUUCGACCAGGUGCUAGUCGCCCGCAUGCUGUUCUUCGUGGCAGUUUCUUCGCUCCCUAUGUGCGUGUACUUGGCGUACCUCCUAGCCUUUGUUCUCCAUGAUCUAUGCAUCGUCUGCGUGUCCACCUACGUCAUUAACGUCGCACUAACCAUCCUGACCUACAAGAAAAUGAAAGCAUUAGCUACAAAGAAGAAAUAAAUGAAACAAUCGAUGUUUUAACCGCUUUCGUGAUACGUAAACAAUGAAUAAAAGUAUAAAAUACCUCGAAACAUUCCUCUUACUUUGUACCUAAAUAUAUGAAUUUUAUUUCUAUGUUCGCGAACUGAUUCGAACUUUCCACAUUCAAAUACACAUACGUCAGUUAGAAAAGUAAAACACAACUUUGUAACAAAAUGCACUCAACCGCGCGUUGAAUAUCCGAUGUGCGGACUAAAGUGUUAAUUUUACAACUUUAGUUUGUGAUUUCACCCAGCCACGUCACGUUGCUACGAGCACAGGAAAAUAUUAAGUUUUGAUGAUUUUAACGCGUGUUUCCCAAACUUAUUUCUGAAAGCUUUAUGUAAUGUAAUAAACGUUGGGA